This is a messenger RNA of Bombus impatiens (common eastern bumble bee), 2469 nucleotides long. It is a transcript of the gene knk, whose product is annotated as protein Skeletor, isoforms B/C. The transcript is spliced from 13 exons. NCBI's taxonomy places the organism in Eukaryota, Metazoa, Arthropoda, Insecta, Hymenoptera, Apidae. The record is from RefSeq and is a predicted model, not a curated record. Bases 195 to 2234 code for a protein of 679 amino acids.
ACGGUGGCCAGAACAAGUCGGAACCGCGUCCAUUGCAGUGACUGCGUGCUCUGUCGUUCUCUUCUCGGGGCUUCGUCGCCUGGUUUGCGAUCGAGCUUUCGUUUUUCCAUGAAUCUUAGUGGCGACAAAACUAAAAUCGAAUCGUUCAGGAACAAGACCUGAGGCAUUUCCAGCAAUCCAAGGAAGAUGAAGUGAUGGCAGAUGUUACGAGGAGGUGGAUAGCGCCUGUUCUUGUCACACUUUUGACAUGUGUACUGUUUCCUGUCUGUGGUCUGGACGAGUCGGAUCACGAGGAAUACAGAGGGAAAUACCUUGGGAAGUUGAACGCGUAUCAUCAUCAAGUAGCUGGUGACGUUUACGUCGUUGACGAGUACACGUUGUUGCUAACUUCCUUUAGCUACGAUGGCAAUGGAGCCGACACCUUUUUCUGGGCAGGUGCGUCGAAUCGACCUGGUCCACAAGGCUUCAUCGUACCGGAUGAAUGGGGCAAAACGAAUGUCCUCGAUCGGUACUUGAAUAAGGAUUUCACUCUUACUUUACCGGAUAAUAAAAGAAUAACGGAUAUAAAAUGGUUCGCUGUGUACGAUUUGAGCAGCCAGAAUACGUUUGGCGACGUGUACAUUCCCGACGAAUUCGAUCCACCAGUACCGCAAAAGAUUUCUCAAUUAACAAAACGAUCACACGGAGUAUCUUCAGGGUCCAUCGUAAUUCUGGAUUCGAAAACCAUAAAAAUACCAGAAUUUACAUACGAUGGGCAGGGAACAGACACGUAUUUUUGGGUUGGACUUGGUCCACAGCCUAACAGCAAAGGGACGAAAGUACCCGACGAGUAUGGCUACCUGGAAUCAAUUCGCGCCUACAAGGAAGAAGAUAUAACGAUUCAAUUACCUGGAGACAUGACUGUUUUCAAUAUCGACUGGUUAAGUAUCUUCGACGUGAAAACUAAAACCAGCUACGGCUCUGUCAUAGUUCCGGAUGGAUUAAACGUACCUCCUUCGUUAGUAAAAGUGAUCAAGCACACGCAGACUCUACCAAAUUGCAUUCAACUCCACAAACGAUUUCAAAUCGGUUGGGAAAUUUUUGGACCACAGAUCACUAUUCAAUUAGCAGGACAAGUUAGUGAAGAUGAAUACAUGGCGUUCGGUCUCUCUGGUUCCGAAACUUCUAGCCAAAUGGAAGGCGCGGAUGCUGUGAUCGCUUAUGUGGACGGUACUCGAGGCUACGCUGUGGAUUAUAACAUCACUGCGAAAGCACCAUGUGGAAAAGUUCUCGGCCAAUACAGGGGAGUUUGCAGGGAUGAAUUAUUCGGGGGUUUAGAUAAUAACCAGAUGUAUACUGCUGUUAGAGAAGAUGGAAUUAGUAUCGUUACAUAUAGACGUACUCUCAACUCGUCUGAUCCAGGAGAUAAAGAGUAUCCGACGAAUAGACCAGUUUACGUGAUAUGGGCUUUGGGAAGAUUGGAUGAAAAUAAAGAGCCGACUUUCCACGAUGUAUAUCCUAAGAGCGAUCUGAAGUUAGAACUAGUUCCUGAAGAACCAGAGAACACGUGCAUGGAUUUUACGGAAACAAAUGAGAAACUAAUAGAACCUUGGGAGAAGACAGAGAUAUUUGAUAGAAGUAUUCGGUCGUUUAGAGCUACUAUCGGCCCGUCUGGGGGCAAAAAGGGCUAUCAAGGAAUUACAGGACAAACGUCUACAGGUUUGGCAUGGUACAUCGAGGGUCAGUUGGUACCCAAACUAUAUCUGCGUCGGGGAUUGACGUACAAUUUCCGUGUUCACGGCGGAAAUAAUCCUCACAGUCCGAAUUUGUACCACCCAUUGAUUAUAACUAAUGAACCACACGGUGGAUAUGAUAAACUCAGUGAUGCGGCGCAAAGUAAAAUCAGAGUUUUGGCGGGUGUUGAGUUCACCAGAAGAGGACAACCGAGACCAACCGCAGUUGGGCCACUUUGCUUAAGCAAACACGGUGCCCGAGACAGAAGACUAGAUGAUGAUUUUAUGACGUUUAAACAAUUUAAUAGAACAUUAGUGAGUACGUGUGAAUCAGGUGAAGGUGGAGUGCUAGAAAUUACACCGAACUCUACCUGGCCAGAUAUCGUUUAUUACAAUUCAUUUACCCAUGCAAAUAUGGGCUGGAAGAUAUACAUACUGGAUGCUUAUUCGAAAAGCAUCGCUGUUACUCAACGAUUAUCGUUACUUGCAGGAAUAACGGCUGUGUUUUUUCGUUUGUUAUAAAUAUAGAUAUAGGUUACUAAGAUUAGUCGUACCUUUUUAUUAUACAAGCGUAAAUUGACUGAUUUUAGUAAAUAGAUCUAGAACGAAGAAUUUCAUCUUCCAUCACACGUGCAGGCGGAAUGUUUCGUUCCUAAGCUAGAAAUGAAUCAAAAUCGCAGAGAGAUCAGUGCAUUCGAAUGUGCGAAUUUACUGUAAUUUUUUUUAUUAAUAAAUACCAUCUUAGUCAUACGAUGAA